Molecule: messenger RNA, 2489 nt
Organism: Stylophora pistillata
Lineage: Eukaryota; Metazoa; Cnidaria; Anthozoa; Scleractinia; Pocilloporidae
Product: apoptosis inhibitor 5
Biological process (GO): negative regulation of apoptotic process
Cellular component (GO): nucleus
Molecular function (GO): RNA binding
Source: RefSeq, a predicted model, not a curated record
UCAAAAUUUUGUGUGCAGUCUGCCAAGAUUGACAAACUUUUCCGUGUAAGAAGUUGUGGUACAGUGUUUUUUCGCCUCUUUUGACGCUUCCGUUGACAUGGCAGGUGUCGAGGAGCUUUACAAACAGUUUGGAAUCCUUGCUGAUGCAAACGAGAAAGCUGGAGAGCACGAGGGAGCCUUUCUGCUUAUGUUGGCUGCUGUAAAGGGUUCACAAGCGGAGAAGCGUUUGGCAUCCCAGUUUAUAGCCAGAUUUUUUAAGUUCUUUCCCAAGCUGCAGGAGAACGCAAUAGAUGCUAUGCUGGAUCUGUGCGAGGAUGAAGACAACACAAUCAGACGUCAGGCUAUAAAAGGUCUGCCAGACCUCUGCAAAGACACUCCAGAACACCUUCCCAGAAUAGCUGAUGUACUUACCCAAUUAUUGCAGUCAGAGGAUCCUGCAGAAUUAGCAAUUGUUAGAAAUGCACUCACAUCACUGUUUAAAAUGGAACCAAAAGGAACAAUCGGUGGACUGUUCUCACAAAUUCUCAGUGGAGAGGAAGCAUCCAGAGAGAGUGCUAUCAAGUUUUUAAGUGGUGCUGUGGAAGAGUAUGGCAAGAAAGUGUUACAUCCCUCACCCGAAACUGAAGAGUACUUAGUAGAAGAGAUAAAAAAGGCCAUGGCAGAUGUAACUGGUGAAGAAUUUCGCACAUUUAUGACCAUCCUUUCGUCCUUAAAAGUAAUGGGCAGUGCUCACCAGGAACUUGCAGAUAUAGUUGGAGAACAGGCUGAACUAAGCCAACCAUUCCAGCCUGGAGAUGCUGAUGUUGUUGACAGAUUCAUUUCAUGUGCCAGACAAGCAAUUCCAUAUUUUGUGAAAGGAGCUUCAGCACAGACAUUUUUUACUUACUUUGUCGAGAGUGUUUUACCAAAGCUGAAUGAGCUGGUCACUUCUGAUGGUGAAGACGUCAAGCUAGAGAUGUUGAAAUUGUGUUCAGAAAUGUCACCACAUGGUCUAACAGAUGAAAAUAUAAAAGCAGCUAUAGAACCUGUCUACAACUUGCUUUUGGAAUACAUGCCAUUACCUCCUGGCGAUGAAGAGGAAAAAAGCACAGAAGAAAACCCUGAACCAAAAUUCCAAUUCUCUUACGUUGAAUGCCUUAUUUUUACAUUUCAUCAGUUAGCAAAAAAGAACCCAGAAUUUUUGACUGAUGCAAGUGCCACAGAGCGUCUUAAAGAUUUUCGACUUAGGCUUCAAUACUUUGCUCAGGGCUGUCAAGUGUACAUAAAACAACUAAGACUAUCACUUCAAAGCAAGACUGGUCCAGCUCUUCAAGAGGAGGAAAAUAAAAUUAAAAUUGUUGCGCUUAGGACGACUUCUAACAUCAACGCUGUCAUCAAGGAUCUGUUCCACAAUCCACCUUCCUUCAAAAGCUCCAUUACAUUAUCGUGGAAACCUCCAGCGAAAACACAAACGUCGACACGAACAUCCCCAAAAGACUCGAAAGAAACUGUAGUGGAUGAGAAGCGAAAACGUGCUGGUAUUACGCCAAUCAAGUUCGACCUUCCACCCGAGACUAAGUCACCGAAGAAAUCCAAGCCGAGCACAAUCUCUGUGUACACUCCCCCCGGUCGGCGAGCUGGAGCGUCCAAUGGCGUCGUCAAGGGUCAGACCAUGCCUGACGGUGGUAGGGGUCGGGGAUUUCGACAAGGAGGCCGCAACCGAGGACGAGGGAGGGGCUGGAGAGGUGGCAGAUCUUAGAUUAUUUACUCUAGAACGUCUUGCACACGUGAAGUACAGACACCAUUUUACUGAAAUCAUCUUAAGAUAUUUUUACAGUUGUCAUCCCGAGAAAUUGCAACCAGCUGAGGACUUGGUCCUGAAAGGUUAUUUAUUGAGUAGACUAUUAGGAUUUUAAUAGUUCCUCUUUGGUUUUAAAAGUCUUUUAUUCGAUUUAUGACCUCCAAGGCAUAGUUGUGCCCCUCUAAGAAACAUUCAACACCAUCUUGUUCGAAGUGGUUUUUUUUUUUUCUGGCCAGAAAGCUUUAUAUUACCCGAGAGGUCGUUGACUUCCUUAUAACUCGAGUCGCCCGGAAAGGAAAUGUUUCCUUCGUGCUUGUGUUUGGGGGUCGGGUGAGAGGGGGGGGAGGGGAGGUAGCUUUUUGCAAGGAAGCAGACUUGAAAUGAUGGAAAACGCAAUCUGAAGUAAUGAUUGUAUCUUAUCGAGCAUUACCUUUAUAGAGAGAUACUUGAAUUCCUGUUGUAAAAGAGAUAUUUCUUUGAAAUCUUUCGUUUUGCCCUGUGUGAAACUGAGGACACACGAACUUAAACAGAUGUUUGUCGUUUGCCCGAUCACUCUCAACUAAACAUACCUUUGAGGCUUGGACUCAGCCUAGGUUGUUAUUCAUUAUUUCAUCUGUAAACUCUUCUUACCCGUUUGAAGCAAAGAUCCUGCAGCCUGCCCCAAACGUUUUCAAUGAAAUUGUAAUUAAAGACUCUCAUGUUUCUCUUC